AUCUGCUUGACUCCGUAUAGCCGGCGGUGUACGGCCAGUUAACGAUAUUCAAGUACCGCGCCACCAACAGCGGUGUUUAUCAAACUUGUGCUGUGGAACAAAUCACUUUGAGGAACAGAUUGUCGCAGUUAUUCGCACUGUGUGGUUCAUUAGUUGGGGACUAAUUACAUGUGUACACCUGAUUCUAUCUGGAAGUAAUUAAACCCUGGAGUAAUUAAAAGCUGUGAAAGGUACCUGCUCCCGCUGUGACUUACCUGUCCGCAUUAAACAACAGGUGAAGGGCUAAACAAUUGGUGAUUGAUUGAAUUUCGUUCAGGCUGUGUGAUCAACCGUGUAGACGAGGACAGGCCGAGGGCUGACUCACGAGACGAGUUGAGUAGGAUCAGGGCUCGCAGACUUAGCCUGCAGGAUCUCAGUUCUCCACUGCGACGCUAGAAAUUCCAUCCUGAAUGAAAACCCAGUGACUCGUGUGAAUGAAUUCCGACCGGGCCUAUCUCUCGACGAACUAGACCGUGACGUCGUGUUUCAACCCUCUGUCUUCUAACCGGCUGAUAUCUUUCUCCGUGUGGAGCGGGCCCCGUGUGUGUUUUUUUUACCUGUGUUAUUUUUACCUGUGUUUACCUGGCCCAAACACGUGGGACCGUCGGCUGUACUAACUGGCAACUCAGACAACAAUACAGCCCGGCUGUAGUGACACUGGCACUGAGGGGAACACAGCCCUCGCCACGUUCGCCCGUCACAUAAUCUCGACCAUCUGGUGCUUUUAAUCCCUCCAUCUCGCCUCGGAUAUUGGAUUUUUGUGGAUUUAUUCUCCCAUCUAACUGUGGAUACUGAUGAUUUAAACGGGAGUUAAAAUUAUUUCAGUACAUCAAGUUUUUUUUUUCAAGAAAUGGCGAGUUUUUCUGUUGUGUGGAGUUUAGUGGUGGUCAGUUUGGCAGUGUUGACCUCGGCCCAGCAGGAAGGCGUGGCCGUGAAAUGGGGCGUCGCCGACGGGACGGCCACCGUGGGCCGCAUGUUUCGCAUGCACAUUCCAAGCGACGCUUUCAGCGGUGACGUCACUUCGUAUACGAUCAAAUCUGUGGAUGGCUCAGCACUACCUGCGUGGCUGGAGUUUGAUCCCAGCAACAACAUCCUCCAGGGCAUCCCUGCGCCUAAGGAUGCUGGCCAGCUCUACCUGGAGAUCACCGCCCAAGGGUCAGCCAGCCAGGCUUCCGUGACCUUCACCUUGUUCGUCAGGGAUGUGCCCACCCACACCUCCGGCACCCCUCUGAGGUUCAAGACAACUGGGCCGGAGUUUGUCCACUGCAAGCAGAGCGAGCCAGAGACCGUGGCCACCAUCAUCAUUGACGUGGACUUUGAUAAGAUCCCGGUCCAGGAGAGACUGGCGCUGCUACAGAGGUUCCUGGCACACAUGCAGCUCCACGAGGACAUGGUCAAGAUGGUUCCUGUGGGAAACAGCCCCAUGCACGACAGCUCCGCGUUAGUCUCUGGGGUGGGUGACUGCGCGGAGCCCAAGACCCAGGGUCUGUUCAUCUCAUGGCCUGUUGGUUGCGGACUGGUCAAGGACGGUCAUUUCCCCGUCCUGCAAAAACUGGACGAGGACUCAACUAGCGGGUUGAUGGCUCAAGCUUUAGGCAACCCCGUCAUUGGCUGGCACGUGACCAACAGCCACAUUCAGGCACCAACCAGGAAGAGACGGCAGGCAUUAAACACCCCCACGCCCUCCGUCACACCCAUCAUGUCCACCAAAACCCAAACCACCGGCGCCCAAACCGGUGUUGGUGACACCCUGACGCACAUGGUGGUAGUGAUGGAAUCUCCUGUCAUCAUCCAGCCCACAUCCACGUACGCCCCCAUGGACAAAACAGAUCUGCCCACCCUGGCACCACCACAGCCACCACCCAAGCCUAAAGACGUCACACAAACCAUGCUCAUGCCCACUCAGACAACCAUCACCACGCAGCCUCCCAUGAAAACAACCAAGCUGCCCAUCAAACCAACCAAGACAAGCACCACUGGUAAACCUACAGAUAAGGUUGUAGUUACACCACCUCCACCACCUGACUGCCAGAGACUCAAAACCAAAGGCUCCCUCACUGUGGAGGCAAUAUUGGGUGACUACAAGGAAUAUGAAAUCCCUGAAGACACAUUUAAGGACUGCGAGGUGGCUGAGACCCAAAGCCUGCGCUUAAAACUUUUUAACAACACUUCCGAAAUCAUCUCCUCCAGUUCUUUCCUUAUGUUUGAUGAGAAAAAUCAGAAAAUUAAAAUGUUUCCAUUCCCUGGUGAAGUCCCCAACCACAAGCUGAAGUUGAUUGGUGAGAAGUCAAUCAAUGGGGAGACACUAUCAGAGUCUGUGGACGUUAAAAUCAACUUGAAAGGACAUAAAAAAAAGGAUACCCCCAACCAUGAGUUUGGCAUAACUGUGGAUUACAACUACAACACAUUCAUGUCCAAUUUCUCUGACAAAUUUGAGCUGGCCACACGCAUUGCUAAGGUAUUUGGUGACACCAAUCUGAGCAAUAUUAAUGUUGUGAGCAUCAAGAAUGGCUCAGUCAUCUUUACAUGGGCCAACAAAACUCUGGCAUACCAACCCUGUCAGGCUGACAAGCUCAAAGAUCUUCUUAAAAAUGUUGUGGAUGAUCAAAAGAUCACUGCCCAUGCUGUUGAAACACUUCGGCCCUAUGCUCUCAAACAGCUGACCUUUGAGCCCAAAAAAACAUGCAGUGCAAAAAUGGAUAAAGUGGUGGCAGAACCAGAGGAGCCCAUUGCACCAGUAGAUCCAAGCAUGAAGCCGGAUGAUGACGAACAGGAUCCUGGGAUGGAUGAUUCCAAAUCAACCACAGCAAAAACCAGCGAUAAACCUGACGACACAACUGACGCUGUGGCUAAAGGAUCCGCGGGCGGAGACGAUGACGUUUGGAUCACCACCGUGGUGCCUGCCGUGGUCAUUGUGGCCAUCUUGCUGAUUGCACUGCUGAUCGCUUGCUGCCUGUACCGCAAGAAGCGCAAGGGCAAGAUGAACGUGGAGGAGCAGAACACCUUCAUCAACAAAGGCGCACCUGUCAUAUUCCCCGACGAGCUGGAGGACAAGCCCAGCGACGUCAACAAACCUUUACUGGUCGAGGGAAGUCCGGCCCCGCCCCCAGAAUAUCACCGAGGUCCGAGUGAAAGUCCAGAGCGCUACAACAACCAAAGGAACAUCUACGUCACAGACAGUGCACAGAAUGGGGAUGGUAUAACGGAGAUGCCGUACGAGCCCCCACACCCCCCAGUCCAGACGUCGACCAACAGUAAGCAGCCGCGGCCCACCCACCAGCAGUUUACUCAGCCCCCUCAGAUCCUGCCCUAGAUGUGUGUUUGAGAGUUCUAGAAUAAAAAGUUAACACCCCUGGACACUGACCAGCUCAGCUGACACCUUCCUCUUGUUUGUGCCGCUGAUAGGAAAAGAUUUUCUGUUUUUUUCCACUGGUCAGACUAUGCUCUGGUCUGAGUUUUACAGACAGCCAUCCUACUGUAUCCUGUGGAUAAUUGCUACACUUAUCCAUACACUGACGGAUAAGCUUAACAUUUACCCACGCCUGUCGGAGAUGGAUUGCCAUACGGUUGUCAUGUGAUUGAAAGUGGUUUUUUUUCAUUAGGCGCUAGAUGUGGUUGCCAUGUGUGGAUGAAUGUGGUUUUAAGAUGCGGCUGAGUGUGGUUUCCACAAAUGGUGGAUGUGGCAGUUAUUAAUGCUGAGUGUGGUUUUUUUUUUUUUUUGGAUGUGGCUUUCUUUACCUAUAAUUUGAUAUUAUUUACUUUAUUUGGAAACUUUACUGUCAUAUUUACUUUGCUUGGAAACUUUACUGUCAUAAUGUUGCUGUUCCUUCAUAAUUCAAUGGUGAACAGACGAAAUAUUGACUGACAUUGUUUCAUUCCAUUCAACAUAUUGAACUGUGUUUACCAAAAGUUUUUUUUUUGCUAAUGAACAUGUCAUUUGUUCUUGUUUAGUACAUAUUUUUUAUGCCGUAUGAUUACAACAGCUAAUUUAUAAACCUGAUGUCUUCAUUA
Physella acuta is the source of this 4050-nucleotide messenger RNA. Its product is annotated as dystroglycan 1. NCBI's taxonomy places the organism in Eukaryota, Metazoa, Mollusca, Gastropoda, Physidae. Gene Ontology annotation, molecular function: calcium ion binding; laminin binding. The record is from RefSeq and is a predicted model, not a curated record. Gene Ontology annotation, biological process: muscle attachment; morphogenesis of an epithelium; nerve development. Gene Ontology annotation, cellular component: sarcolemma; dystroglycan complex; dystrophin-associated glycoprotein complex.